AUAAGAAAAUACCCCAACCCACUCUCGCUUCUCCCGUAGCUUCCUCUUCAAUCCUCGCUCCCCCCUCUUCAACUCCCCUCUCCCCUCUUCGAUCUCCUCCGAAGCGAAACCCUACCUCCUCGUCGAUACCAAUCGUGAUCUCUCUUUCCCCCUCUCGUGUAUAGUGUGGAGUGUGAAGUUUUACUAUCAUUCAGCAGUCGAAUCUUCCGAGGCAUUAUGCAUGUCAGCCCCUGUGGCCCUAGAUGAAUCAGAAGCCGUAUCCAAUACUGAAAGAGCUGGACUAUCUCGUCACGCGAGUUGCAACAUCGAAAAGCAGCUCUCGAUUGGUUUGCCCAAUGGUCAGGAUCCACACGCUUCUAAUACACAAGUGGGCUUUAGAGUUGGCGAACUCAUACUCUCCAAUGGGGACCGCUAUUCUGGAACAAUGUUGGGAAACACACCGGAGGGUUCGGGAACAUAUAUCUGGUCAGACGGCUGUGUUUAUGACGGCGAAUGGAGGAGAGGGAUGAGGCAUGGGCAUGGAAAGAUGAUGUUGCCUUCAGGAGCCGUAUAUGAGGGAGAAUAUUCUGGCGAUUACAUCCAUGGCGAUGGCACAUACAUUGGGCCGGAUAACUUGACCUACAAGGGACGAUGGAAGUUAAAUCUUCAACAUGGCCUGGGCUAUGAAACGCAUCCAAAUGGAGAUGUCUUUGAAGGCUCUUGGAUUCAGGGGAACAUAGAAGGGCCUGGUAAGUACACAUGGGCUAAUGGGAAUGUUUAUAUUGGCAACAUGAAGGGAGGGAAGAUGUCGGGGAAGGGAACUCUUACUUGGAAGAAUGGGGAUUCCUAUGAAGGCAAUUGGCUUGAUGGUUUGAUGCAUGGGUUUGGAGUUUAUAUGUGGAAUGAUGGCGGGUACUAUGUCGGGACGUGGACAAGGGGGUUGAAAGAUGGGAAAGGGGCAUUUUAUCCGAUAGGGUGCAAAAUUCCUGCUAGUGAAGAGCUUUAUAUCAAUGCUUUGAGAAAGCGAGGGGUGUUGCCUGAUUUAAGAAGGCAAAACUAUGGGUCGAGAAUACUUCACUCUUCUUCGGUUGAUAUGGGAAACAUGAAAGUAAUUGAUACUCAGGAACAUCGUGGGACGCCAUCUGGUGUUCUUACUCAAGGGAAUUUGAUAAAUGUUGAGAGAACUCGCAAUAGAAAUGUGUCGUUGGAAAGACGUUGGAGUCUUGAGGUUGCUAUUGAAAGGGUUAUUGGACAUGAUACAGCCGAGACUUCUGUUCUAGAAUGUAAUGAGAAGGAGGUUGAUUCUAAUGCUCCGAUCCUGGAAAGGGAAUACAUGCAAGGUGUACUGAUUAGUGAGGUAGUAGUCAACAAUAGCUUUUCAAUGUCAUCUAAAAAGGCAAAAAGACGGCAAAAAAAGGUGAAGGACGUAAAACAGCCUGGCGAAACAAUAAUUAAAGGUCACAGAAGCUACGAUCUAAUGCUCAGCCUGCAGCUUGGAAUCAGGUAUACAGUCGGAAAAAUUACACCUAUUCAACGCCGUGAAGUUCGUGCUUCAGAUUUCGGACCUCGUGCAAGCUUUUGGAUGACUUUUCCUAAAGCGGGUUCACAGCUUACACCUCCUCAUCGCGCUGAAGAUUUUAAAUGGAAAGACUACUGCCCCAUGGUCUUUAGAAAUUUAAGGGAGAUGUUCAAGAUUGAUGCUGCAGAUUACAUGAUAUCUAUAUGUGGAAAUGCAGCACUUAGAGAACUUUCCUCUCCUGGGAAGAGUGGCAGUGUCUUUUUCCUCUCUCAAGAUGAUCGGUUCAUGAUUAAAACCCUUCGCAAAUCUGAAGUACAGGUUCUACUGCGGAUGCUUCCAAACUAUUACCAUCAUGUCCGUACAUAUGAGAACACACUCAUUACUAAAUUUUUUGGUCUCCACAGGGUGAAACCUUCUAGCGGUCAAAAGUUUCGGUUCGUUGUAAUGGGGAACAUGUUUUGCACAGAACUAAGAAUUCAUCGAAGGUUUGACUUGAAAGGUUCGUCCCUGGGCCGUUCAACGGAAAAUAUUGAAAUUGAUGAAAAUACUACUCUUAAAGACUUGGAUCUGAACUAUUGCUUUUAUCUGGAGCCUUCUUGGCGUGAGGCUUUGCUUAGGCAGAUUGAGAUCGACAGCAAGUUUCUGGAAACGCAGCGUAUAAUGGAUUAUAGUCUAUUGUUAGGUGUGCACUAUCGAGCACCCCAGCACUUGCGCUCACAUGUAUCUUUUCGCCGCCGUGGUGUUAUAAAAGAUGUGCUGACUGUUCUUUCAGAGGAAGAUGCCCAGGAGGAUGAGGCUUUGUACUACCCAGAGGGGCUCGUUUUGGUUCAACGUGGAAACGAUGAAAACAGCGUUGUUGUUGGUCCUCACAUAAGAGGCAGCCGUUUGCGAGCAUCAGCUGCUGGGUUUGAGGAAGUGGAUCUUCUGCUCCCUGGUACGGCAAGACUCCAAAUCCAGCUGGGAGUCAACAUGCCUGCAAGGGCAGAGCACAUUCCGACGAAAGAUGAAGAAAACAACCAAUUGUUCCACGAGGUGUACGAUGUGGUUCUCUACCUGGGGAUCAUCGAUAUCCUGCAGGAGUACAACAUGACUAAGAAAAUCGAGCGUGCUUACAAAUCCCUUCAGUUUGACUCGGUAUCGAUCUCAGCCGUAGAUCCCGAGUUCUACUCGAGGCGCUUCUUGAGUUUCAUUCAGACGGUCUUCCCCGAAAAUCGGUAGACGGUGUUGAAAUUCACUUUGCUGUUUGUUUCAUCUUAAAGUUUCAGUGAUCAAGCUAUUCCGAAUACCAUCGUGCAUGCAAUACCACCUUAUGGCUGCUGUAAAUUUUGCCCAAGCAAAUCAAUCAGUUCUUAAAAAACACUCACUGGUGCACCAAAUGCUUUUGGAUUUCUUUAAAAAGCUGGAACGUUUUUUUUUUGACCCAGCUUUUACAGAAACUCCAAAUAAGGCACCAAUUGCAAUUCUUCGAUCCUGCUUUUCCGUUUUCCUUAAGCUGGCUGAUCGGACAAUAUCCAUGCGCAUCUUUUUGCCUUUUGAUUUCUUUUAUUUUUGUAUGUCAUCCUUGUUAAUCUUUUUCAUAAAUGUUUUCGUCAAACGGUUCUCAACGAA
Molecule: messenger RNA, 3106 nt
Organism: Ananas comosus (pineapple)
Lineage: Eukaryota; Viridiplantae; Streptophyta; Magnoliopsida; Poales; Bromeliaceae
Product: phosphatidylinositol 4-phosphate 5-kinase 9
Exons: 9
Coding region: 221-2716 (831 amino acids)
Biological process (GO): phosphatidylinositol metabolic process
Molecular function (GO): 1-phosphatidylinositol-4-phosphate 5-kinase activity; ATP binding
Source: RefSeq, a predicted model, not a curated record